AUGGGUCGAAGAAGGAGAACGCGAGAAGACGCAAGCUCGUGGACUUGCUUGAACAGAAUCGUCGAGAGAGCAGACCGUGAGCAAACAUCGCCGCCUCCCAACACUGACGUCAACGUCAUCAAGCCCGAAAUCCAGAAGACAUCCCAGGAUGCAGCCCGGCGCUCGGUACCGAUCUUUGACGGAAAAGUCCACGAUGGUGCCAAGAUUGCCAGAGACGACAAGCUUUAG
Messenger RNA from Verticillium nonalfalfae, 228 nucleotides. RefSeq lists its product as uncharacterized. The transcript has a single exon. The record is from RefSeq and is a predicted model, not a curated record. Lineage: Eukaryota; Fungi; Ascomycota; Sordariomycetes; Glomerellales; Plectosphaerellaceae. The coding region runs from base 1 to 228 and encodes 75 amino acids.